Messenger RNA from Electrophorus electricus (electric eel), 972 nucleotides. Its product is annotated as odorant receptor 131-2-like. Gene Ontology annotation, biological process: G protein-coupled receptor signaling pathway; detection of chemical stimulus involved in sensory perception of smell. The record is from RefSeq and is a predicted model, not a curated record. NCBI's taxonomy places the organism in Eukaryota, Metazoa, Chordata, Actinopteri, Gymnotiformes, Gymnotidae. Gene Ontology annotation, molecular function: olfactory receptor activity; odorant binding; G protein-coupled receptor activity. Gene Ontology annotation, cellular component: membrane.
AUGGCAGAGACCAACAGUACAAAUAACCAACUGCUAUUCAUCUACAAUCAAGCCUACAGGGUGGACUUUGACGCUGUCACUGGAAUUAAAAUUGCAGUUGUGAUGCUACUUUGUUCAUUUUUCAUUUAUAUAAACUGCAUCAUGCUUUUUGCUCUAAAGAGCAAGACUGCCUUUUAUGAGACACCCCGCUACAUUCUGUUUGCUCACAUGCUUCUCAGCGACUCCAUCCUCCUGUUAACCACUACUGCAAUGUAUGCCAUGUCUCUUGCUCUUGUCAGUGUAGCCAAAGGCAUCUGUUCACUGUUAGUCCUCAUCUCCAAUUGCACAAAUGGGAUCACCCCUCUCACCCUGGCUGUGAUGUCACUGGAGCGCUACAUGGCUAUCUGCUUCCCACUGAGGCACAGCAGUAUUGCCACACAGAGAAACACAGGCAUUGCCCUAGGAGUCAUUUGGUUCCUCAGCUCAGUGAACAUAAUGUCAGACUUGCUAUAUGAGCUCAUCACUGAUCCCAACCAUUUAUUUAAGAUCACUUUUUGCACAAGACAGAAACUUUUUGUGAACAACUGGCAAGUCGAUAAGGCUCAAGUAUUUGAUGUCCUUUAUUUUGUCUCAGUGGCACUGAUCAUUAUUUUCACUUACAUCAGCAUUAUAAUCACAGCCAGGUCUGUUUCUAACAAUAAAGGAUCUGCUAAGAAAGCUUACAAGACUGUCCUUCUGCAUUUCGUUCAGCUGGGUCUGUGCGUCACCUCUUUUCUCUUUGCUACCAUAGAGAAAAUGCUUUAUUUGAUGACUGGAAGUGGUAACUCUUUGUUUAUACAUUUACGUUACCUGAACUUCCUUAUCGUCCUGAUCCUACCACGCUGCUUGAGCCCUCUCAUAUAUGGGCUGAGAGAUGAAGCUGUACGACCCCUAUUCCAAUAUUAUUUCUGCUAUAUUUCAAAGAAAGUUAAACCUGCAGUUGAGGUACAUUGA